Neltuma alba is the source of this 1061-nucleotide messenger RNA. RefSeq names its product stress-related protein. NCBI's taxonomy places the organism in Eukaryota, Viridiplantae, Streptophyta, Magnoliopsida, Fabales, Fabaceae. The transcript is spliced from 3 exons. Bases 95 to 838 code for a protein of 247 amino acids. The record is from RefSeq and is a predicted model, not a curated record.
UCCUUUUCAGGCCAUCUCUGAAUCUCCGUAUUCCUCGACUCUGGAUCUCCCAGGGAAAUCAGCCAUACAAGCGAUUGCAACAAGGAAACAGAACAUGGCAGAAUCCGAAGGCAAUCGUCCGGAUCUAGUACAAGACCAGGAAAAAGAGGGAACUUUGAAGUAUCUGGAUUUCGUUCGAGUGGCAUCGAUCUAUGCCACUGUUUACCUCUCAAACUUCUAUGCAUAUGCCAAAGAAAAUUCUGGUCCGUUAAAGCAGGGAGUUGAGACAGUGGAAGGAACCGUCAAGACCGUGGUCGGACCUAUUCAUGAGAUGUUCCACGACGUUCCAUUCAAGCUCCUCAUUUUUGCUGAUCGUCAGGUAGACAAGUCCGUAAUCGAGGUGGAACGCCAUGUGCCCUCAUUAUUAAAGCACGCAUCGAGCCAUACUAUUACUGUGGCGCAGAAGGCUCCAGAUGUCGCUCGAACUAUCGCAUCGGAAAUACGACGCGACGGGGUGCUGGACGCCACAAAAAGCAUAACGAAGAAUGUCUACUCUAAGUACGAGCCAGCGGCUAAGGAGCUUUACUCGAAGUACGAGCCGUUGGCUGAGCACUAUGCGGUAUCAACUUGGCGCACGCUGAAUCGGCUUCCGCUCUUCCCACAAGUGGCUGAACUUGCCAUUCCCACGGCGGCGGACUGGUCGGAGAAGUAUAAUCGGGCUGUUUCUUAUAUGGCAUCAAGGAACUACACAGCGGCAACAUACCUGCCGCUGAUUCCGAAAGAUCGGAUCGCUAAAAUCUUUGAGGACAGCCCAAGUGUGUCAACCAAUGGUGAAGGAACCUCCUCGGCGGCACAAUAAUGAGCCAUCGGUUAUGCCAAUUUGGUGGUUUAUUACGAGCCCAGGUUUCUUUGCUAAUUACCUGCUGCGAAGCAUUUCUCGUGCCCUUUCUUUCUCAAUAGCUCUUUUGAUCCAGUUCCAAUGAAUUAGUUUUGUGCUACUCAGUAGGCUCCUUGGGUAAUGGUUACUUUCUCGGGGGAGCAUAUUUACUGCUUUAUUUGUUCUUUUGUUAACACUAAACCAA